Messenger RNA from Pollicipes pollicipes, 733 nucleotides. Its product is annotated as lysosomal thioesterase PPT2-A. NCBI's taxonomy places the organism in Eukaryota, Metazoa, Arthropoda, Thecostraca, Pollicipedomorpha, Pollicipedidae. Gene Ontology annotation, molecular function: thiolester hydrolase activity. Gene Ontology annotation, cellular component: lysosome. The record is from RefSeq and is a predicted model, not a curated record.
UGGCACUGACUCACUCUCAAGGAGGCCUGAUUGCAAGAGGAAUCAUAGAAAUUUGGGACAACCACAACAUCAGCAGCUUCAUCUCGAUUAGUUCUCCCCAGGCGGGGCAAUUCGGAGACAACUUCUUGCACCUGAUAUUCCCGGGCGUGGUGCGCGACGAGGCCUUCUGGCUCUUCUACAGCUACUUCGGACAGUACAGUUCGGUAGCCAACUACUGGAACGAUCCUCACGAACAGGAGGAGUACCGCCAGUACAGCAAGUUCCUUGCGCCCCUGAACAAUGAGGUGUUGACGGGCGAGUCUGCUCGGUUCAGGCGGAACCUGUGCCGUCUGAAGCGUCUGGUGCUAAUCGGUGGGCCCGACGACGGUAUCAUCACUCCUUGGCAGAGCAGCCAGUUCGGCUUCUACACGGCCAACAUGACGGUGCUGGACGUGCGCCAGCGCGACUGGUACCGGAAGGAUCGGAACGGCCUCCGUACGCUGGACAGGCGGCACGCGCUGAUCCUGCAUACAUUCGACGGCGUCCAGCACUUCGACUGGCACCACAACAUUACCGUCAUCCGCGAGGCCAUGCUGCCUUACUUGGACUGAGGCGCCGAAGACGGUCCUCCGACCGGGGGAGGGACGGAAGGGAACUGGCCGGGCCGACGGACCGUGCUCGCGCGAGCAUGGUGGGCCCGGCAGGCCGUCGUCUGCUGAUGGCGAUGUUUGAAUAUAAUGAUAUUCAUAGCCAA